AUUAGGCAACAACAUCUGAAAUAGUUGUAUAGACAUACCAACCAUGUUUAGUUUGAAUAUUCUGUGUUUGAGCUUAGUGUAUCUCUUUGCUUGUCAUCUUCAAGAUACACCUGUUAAUGGACAAGAAGUAAAUCUGCCUCCAGGUCAUGAAUGUCAGAUGACGCCGGUGAUCCACGUUCUUCAGCAUCCAGGAUGUGUUCCAAAGCCGAUCCCAUCGUACGCGUGCAUAGGAAAAUGUACCAGUUACGUACAGGUUUCUGGUAGCAAAAUUUGGCAAAUGGAGAGAUCAUGCAACUGUUGUCAAGAAUCGGGUGAACGCGAAGCAAACGUUGUUCUCUUCUGCCCUAAAGCGAAAAGCGAAGAAAAGAGAUUUCGACGGGUAUCUACCAAAGCGCCAUUAGAAUGCAUGUGUAGGCCGUGUAGUAUGAUUGAAGAGAAUUCAAUUAUCCCUCAAGAAAUGGCUGGAUAUGCAGAAGAUGAAUUGCUUCAGAGCCAAUUUAGGAAAAAUUUAUAAAUAUUGUUACCUAACUGUUAAUAGUGUUAUAUUAGUUACAGCACCGAGCGUCAAACUAUCGAGCAUUGUUUCUACGAACUAUGUUACUACUCAUAUUGAAUGCCAUCGAAAAUAGUGUGUAAAGUAGAAUUUGUUUCGAUUUUAUCUAUCAUGCAUACUAUUUCGAUACUCCGUGGUAAAAGUUCUCGUAAAGUCACAUUUGAUGAUCGGUCUGUGCUGACCAUAAUACACUUAAAGAGCAGGAACUACUCGUAGAAUUGAAAAUGUUGACUGAGCUGUAAAUGUAUAAUUAUUGAUUUUGUGUUAACAAUAAAAAGCC
This is a messenger RNA of Bicyclus anynana (squinting bush brown), 833 nucleotides long. It is a transcript of the gene Burs, whose product is annotated as bursicon. Gene Ontology annotation, molecular function: receptor ligand activity; BMP binding. Bases 44 to 514 code for a protein of 156 amino acids. The record is from RefSeq and is a predicted model, not a curated record. NCBI's taxonomy places the organism in Eukaryota, Metazoa, Arthropoda, Insecta, Lepidoptera, Nymphalidae. Gene Ontology annotation, biological process: animal organ morphogenesis. The transcript is spliced from 4 exons.